CGUUGCAAAAAUAUGCUAGAAUGUAAUGUGUGCAUCAUAUUAUUGUUUCCCAGCAGAGAUCUGUAACUCCACAUGCAGCUAUCCUCCUUACAGCUGUAAUAUGCAACUACAAUGGGAGUCUGUUACUAGUGUUUUAAAGUUGGGUUCAACUGUAGAGCUGCUAAAUGUAAUAAACAUAGGCCCUGAUAAUAAUGCUGUUAUUCAAUUCAAUUCCAAGCAUUUUAUGUGUUCCCGAGGGGCAAUUCAAAGGCACAGAGAGCAGCACAUGGGAUGCAAACAAGCAUGAGCCUUAAACAUAGAAACUGUUUUAAAAAAUGCUGCAGUAACCAACCACAUUCUAAGCAGUUGUGAUUAUCUAGGUCAAUAUAUACUGUAAAUUAGACUAUAAGCCGCGACUUUUUUCUCAUGCCCUGGACCCUGUGGCUUAUCCAAGGGUGCGGUUAAUGUAUGGAUUUUUACGGUCGCGCUUCAUGCCCCCAAUACGUUUUUUGCGUGGUCACAUCAGACCAAUGAAAUUACCGAACAGGGCACAGUGGACCAAUGAAACUGUUCGAAUAAAAUCAAAUUCAAGCGCACUAAAUUCUUCAGAUCAGUUAUUUUGGGCUUCAUGCACACAACCUCAUCAUGGAGAAUCCAAGAAGAAAUGCAUACAACGCGGCCUUUAAGUUAAAAGCAAUCAAGCUAGCUGUCGAGGAAGGAAAUAGAGCUGCUGCACGUAAGCUUGGCGUUAGCGAAUCGAUGGUGAGACGUUGGAGAGGGCAGCGUGAAGAACUGACUCGAUGCAAAAAGACGAGAAAAGCUUUCAGGGGUAAAAAAUGCAGAUGGGCCGACCUUGAAAACGUUCUUGAAGACUGGGUGAACACACAGAGAGCAGGCGUUUCCACCGUGCAGAUGAGAAUGAAAGCCAAAUCAAUCGCCACCGAAAAGAAGAUUGAAGAUUUUAAAGGUGGACCAUCUUGGUGUUUCCGAUUUAUGAGGCGAAAAGGCAUAUUCAUCAAGGCACGGACUAGUUCGUGUCAGCAACUCACUCCCGACUACGAGGAAAAACAUACAAACUCCUGCAAAUUCAUUCAAACAAAGAUAGCCGAGAAUUCCAUCGGACCAGACGACAUCAUAAAUGUGAAAGAAGUACCUCUGACGUCUGACCUGCCUCUCACUCCGACUGUUAACACGAAAGGUUUGGAUCUAAACCAAGAGGAACUCUUUGAGGAUGUUCCCUGCCUCCAAGCAGCCUCCAACCAGAACUAUGUUCCAGAUGCAGUGCUGCCGCCUGGAGAGCCGUGGCUCCGUGGCGGUCCUUAUCGGGCGGUGCUGUCACUGCCCUCCUGUCUGUGCCUCUGUGGGGAUGUGGGAUCUGGACUAUCUGGUCCUGGAUCUGCUGGCGAGGAGCAGAUGGGGGAGAUGAAAGUGUUCGCCAAGUGUCACCUGCAGCAGGGCGUUAUGUUCGGGCCAUUUGUCGGGGAAGUGUGCAAAGGACAAAUGCCAGCCAACCUCAAAUACGCCUGGGCUAUCAGGGAUGAUGCUGCUUUCAUAUAUGUGGAUGCCUCUGAUGAGAACGUAUCAAACUGGAUGAGGUACGUAACAUACACCAGCAGCGAAGACAAACACAACCUGGUGGUUUUCCAGUUUUACCGUCACAUCUACUACAAGGUUUCCCAGCCUAUACCAGAGGGGGAAGAGCUCAGGGUCUGGAUUGGGAAGGAAUACGCCACUCUUCUGGGCCUGGGGAUGGGUGACAAUGUGAAAUGUGAAGUUGGAGACAAGGAAACAGCUCUGCGCCUCCUGCAGGACAUCCAGCUGGUCACCCUCCCAGAGCCCAGCAGCACUUCCCUUUGGUCGGACCAGAGCCAAUCACAGAGCCCCAUGCCUGUCAUCAGUGACGUGACGACGAUGUCAAACCCGGAUGCAGCCAGCGAUCCCGGCAUAAUUUCUGGCUCCAUCCUUCCCUCCACCUCCCUAAUCUGCGCUCCCUCUCCUGGCUGUCACUCGAGUGAAAAGUACGAUUUUCUGCCUGGAACUGAGAAAUUGCUGAAGAACCCAAACGCCCCUCCGAGCAGCCCGUGGUACUUUUUUGGGUUCGAGCCGGACCCGACCGGCCGUCCUCUGGAUCGAAGCACCACAGUGUGCAAACUGUGUGUGGAGCAAGUGGGCUGUGCAGGAGGAGUCACCGAUCUCCAAAACCAUCUGCUUAACAAGCACCACAUCAGACCACGUGACAAAGAUCGCAGUGUGACAACAGGUCAACAACGCUCUCAGCCGAUGAUGCUUACCAGCGGUUUGCUCGGCACACUGCCCCUGGUUUUAUCUGCUCAAGUGACUGAUGCCAUCGCCAACUUUCUCAUCUUGGACCUCCAGCCCCCAGCUCUGGUAGAAGGGGAAGGCUUCAAGCAGCUGCUCCACACCCUCCUGCCUUCCUACAAGGAGCUGCUUUCCUCUUGUCAGCUCGAGGACCUCCUGAAAGACCACCACGCCAAAGGCAAGACGAGUCUAGCUCAGCUGUUGAGGCGGAAAACUGGGAGCAUUGAGAGCGAAGAGUUCAGUGACCACACCGCUCCCAUCGAGUUUGAGGUCAGGAGACGUGGCCGACCUCCCAGCAGAUGGAGGGAAGUUCCUCACUUUGUUACGUUGAGUGGAGAUGUUUGGCUCCAUAACUGGCAGGGCAGCACUGAGAGGUACCUCACCCUGUGGGCGCACUACACAGACGGUCAUUUUCGUUGUCAGAAUCUGGCCCUUACAACCCAAAGACUGACAGAGAGUGGAACGAAGGACUACAGCCUUCGAGCAGUGGAGGCCCAGGUGAAGGUGAUAGCACAUGAAUGGGGAGUCUCUCAGCCCAAUCUGGUCUUACUGGGAGGAGAAGGGAGAAACGGGAUGAGGUUGGGGACGAUAAAGAGUGAGAAGGGCGGGGAGUCUGCAGCAAGUGUCUAUCAUCCAAACUCCACGACAUUUCUGGAGCGGGAUGACUCUGUGUGGCCUGAGGAGCCGCGUGCCUCAGAGUAUGGCCAUUCCAGUAGCCGACUUCCACCUGUCCCAUGUUUCUUCAGUGCUGUCCAGGGAUGCAUUGAGGAAGUUAUGGCACACCCCACAGUCUCUAAAACCCUCAGCCAGUUUCAGAAUAUUCUCUCUGCCCUGUUCCUGCCAACUGCCCACAACAAAAGCUUGUAUCAUCCUCACAGCCAGAGCCUCUUGGACGACCUGACGAAACAGGAACAGGCCGGACUGAAGUCGUGGGCUCACAGCCCGCCGACCUGGAAUAAGCUGUACCCUUUACUGAACACGCUCAUCAAACAUAAAAGCCUUGUGUGUGACAUAAUAAGAGAGAUUAAAACUGAGGGUCUCUCCGGAGAAGAUGCUGCUUCAGAGUCCAAUUCAUCUGGCAGCUGCCAUGCAAACUCUACUUCCAACACCUCAGCAAGCAUCUCAAUGUUGCGUUCUGAGUGGAAGGUUCUGGAGGAGCUCUGCUUGGUCCUCAAACCUCUGGACGUGGCUUGUAGAACUCUCGCCAAGGAGGCCUUCCCUCGCCUAUCACUCGUCAAACCCAUUCUCACCGGCUUGCUGUCACGCCACCUUGUGUCCCGGCCCGGAGAUUCAUCAUCCAUCUUGAAGGAGGUCAAGAGGAUGAUGAGGCAGAACUUGGCAAGCUGUUAUGACAACCCUGCUGUGAACAGGGCCCUGAGUGUGGCAUGUUCCCUCGAUCCACAGUUCCACGGGCUGGGCUUCAUGGAGGCGAAGGAGCAGACAGCCACUUUUGACUGGCUAAAGAAAGAAGCUGUGAGGAUUGUGAAGGAGGACAGAAGGCGGCAAGAUAAGAAGCAUAACCACAGUAAGAGAAGCCCUUCACCUGGAUCUCCAGAGUCUGAGAGUGACUACUUGCGGAGGAGCAAACGCCUCAAAGAAUCUCAGCCAAUCAACUUCAGAGAGCUCGAAGACGAGGACGAAGACGAUGACAGUGACCUGGGAGAAGCCAAUGAGAGCGAGUCAGCUGAGCCUGGCUCUCAGGGCGGACUCUCCGGGAUGGAGUUUCUGCUGGGUGACCUGUUCAGCUCGGCUCCCAGGAGCAGACAGAGCUCUGUGGAGGAGUCUGUUGACAUGGAGAUGUCUGUUUUCAGAGCCGACAAGGGGGCUUCGCUGGGAGUGGAGCCCCUGCAGUGGUGGAGGACGAAGGCGGUACAGUUCCCACUGCUGGCCACAGUGGCUAGGGCCUACCUGGCUGCCCCAGCGGUGGCAGGCAACGCUGCGCAGGACUACUUGAAGGAUGGAACUGGAGCCAUGUACAGGAAGAGGUCGAAUAUCCCACCUGAAUGUCUGGACGCGAUUCUGUUUCUGCAUCACAACCACGUUCCUGCUGCUGACAGUGGACAUGCAGCAGCUAGGAGUGAUGACAAAAACAGUGGGAGUGAAAAGAUACCAUAAGCACACACAAACAGCAUCCUUGACUUUUUUUUCCUUUUUUUUUACAAGCUUAUGGUUCUCAGCUGCAAAGCCACUUGUCUUUACCCUCAUCCAGAGUCCAACCAAACCAAAGCCUGAACACAUUUAAAGAUAGGGAGUUUGAAUGAGGAGCAUGUUGUGUGCACUGAGAACACACCUUAACAUUGUCCAUCUUUUAUAUACAUGCUUAGAUUGAAACAUCUUUUCACAAUCAGAAGUUUGAAUGGCUUUAUUUGACCCUAACUGUGCAGCAUUUUGUUCUUUUUAAAAGUCAAGCUACAUUUUUUUAACCAUAAGAAAUGGGAAAAUAGGGGUGUCGUAUUUCUGUUUGUAAUUAAUGCGUACAAAAGAGAAGGAAGACCGAGAAAUGCAGUUUUCAGCAUUUUACUACUGAUUUACAUCUAGCUUUGUUGUGUGAAAAUAUCUUGUAGCGCCAAGUGCCUUACCUUAUUUCACUGCUGUCCUCAGUAGAAGGGUGUGUGUGUGUGUGUGUGUGUGUGUGUGUGUGUGUGUGUGUGUGUGUGUGUGUGUGUGUGUGUGUGUGUGUGUGUGUGUGUGUGUGUGUGUGUGUGUGUGUGUGUGUGUGUGUGUGUGUGUGUGUGUGUGUGUGUGUGUGUGUGUUCUUGCUACAUUGUGAGAACCAUUUUCUGCAUUUAACUAUCAAAGUGAGGACAUUUUUACAAAGUGAGGACAUUUUGGCCGGUCUUCACUUUGAAACAGCCAUGUUUGAGGGUGAAGACUUGUUUUUAGAGAACAGGUAUGAAUUGAGGUUUGGUUAGGGUUAGGGUAAGGAUUAGGGUUAGGCAAUCAGUUGUGAUGGUUAAGGUUAGGGUAAGGCUCUAGGAAAUGCAUUACGCCUAUGGAUGUCCUCACUAAGAUAGAAGUACAAACGUGUGUGUGUGUGUGUGUGUGUGUGUAGGGUAAGGCUCUAGGAAAUGCAUUACGCCUAUGGAUGUCCUCACUAAGAUAGAAGUACAAACGUGUGUGUGUGUGUGUACCCACAAAGUUCUUCAUGGAACCAGUGUGUUAAACAUCUAUCAUGUGCCUUCACUGUUGCAUUAUUACUUGUAUUUGGGGCUAAUAAUCAGUAAGUUGUGAAAGAAAAAAGCCCAAAGACUUCAUGCUGCUCUUCUAUUAAUUCACGGAAGAAAUCCAAACAUCAUAAAGCAAGUUGAUGAUUUCAGAGGGAUCUCAAGAAAAAAGGAUGCAGCUUUGACAAAGAAACUUGCAUGGAAUAAAACAUGCUGUUAGAAUGAAAUGUUUAGAGGAACGUUUCCCUUUAGUUGUGUGGGUCUGCUGUGCUGUGGUGUGUCUGCACCUCACUGUUCUCACAAUAGAAGAAGCCCAGUAGCACAAUGUCUGUAUUCUUGAAUCUUUGCAUGUUCACGUACAUACAGAGUUUUAGUUCUAGAAUCACGUAAAUAUACCUAUAAUCUACUUUUUAAAAUAAAAAUAAAAAAAACCA
Messenger RNA from Acanthochromis polyacanthus (spiny chromis), 5896 nucleotides. RefSeq lists its product as uncharacterized. The coding region runs from base 625 to 4413 and encodes 1262 amino acids. Gene Ontology annotation, biological process: regulation of transcription by RNA polymerase II. The record is from RefSeq and is a predicted model, not a curated record. The transcript is spliced from 7 exons. Gene Ontology annotation, molecular function: DNA binding; protein dimerization activity. Gene Ontology annotation, cellular component: nucleus. Lineage: Eukaryota; Metazoa; Chordata; Actinopteri; Pomacentridae.